Messenger RNA from Aspergillus puulaauensis, 1320 nucleotides. RefSeq names its product NAD(P)/FAD-dependent oxidoreductase. The coding region runs from base 1 to 1320 and encodes 439 amino acids. Gene Ontology annotation, cellular component: mitochondrion. Lineage: Eukaryota; Fungi; Ascomycota; Eurotiomycetes; Eurotiales; Aspergillaceae. The transcript has a single exon. Gene Ontology annotation, molecular function: FAD binding; sulfide:quinone oxidoreductase activity. The record is from RefSeq and is a predicted model, not a curated record.
AUGAUCUCCGGCAAGUACGCCACCAGGCCUCUCACAGCCCUACUCCCAACAAAACGAUUAGCAUCAACAAGCCCAGCACCCUCAUCACGCUCGCACAAAAUCAUCGUCAUCGGCGGCGGCUCAGCCGGUCUAUCCAUAAGCCACCAACUCCUCCGCUCAGGCCAAUUCAGCGCACAGGACAUCGCCAUCGUCGACCCAGCAACCUGGCACCACUAUCAACCAGGAUGGACACUGGUCGGCGGCGGCGUUAAAGAAAAGACCUCCCUCCGGCAGGACCUGAGCGGGCUUAUCGAUCCGAAACUGAAAUUCUACAACCAGGGCGUGGCCACUUUCACACCAGACCAGAACCAGGUUACGCUGGAGAACGGGGAUAAACUAGAUUAUAGCCAGCUUGUCGUUGCGCCGGGAAUUAAGAUUGAUUAUGGUGCUAUCAAGGGACUCCCUGAGGCUCUUGCGGAUGCGCAUGCGCCUGUCUCGUCGAUUUAUGGCUUCGAGACUUGUGACAAGGUUUUUCGCAAUGUGGAGAAUCUUCGACGGGGGACGGCCCUGUUUACGCAGCCAACUGGCGUGGUUAAAUGCGCCGGCGCGCCUCAGAAGAUUAUGUGGCUAGCAUCAGACUACUGGCGAAAGGCAGGGCUAUACAAGUAUGGCGAGCAAUCGCCGAUCAAAAUCGACUUCGCUACCGGUCUUCCCGUCAUGUUCGGAGUGCCAAAGUACAGCGCGAAGCUAGACGAGAUCCGACGCGAGCGUGGGGUGAACGGCCUUUUCCAGCACGAUCUUGUCUCCGUUGAUGGGGAUAAGGCGACUUUCGCAGUUUCUGGGGGCGAGUCUGUAACGAAACGGUUUGACUUGUUGCAUGCAGUUCCCAAAAUGGGGCCGCAUGGGUUUAUCAAGGAGAGUGCGCUUGUGAAUGAGGCUGGGUUUGUGGAUGUAAACCCUGAAACAACUAGGCAUGUCAGGUUUGAUAAUGUCUGGUCUGCGGGCGAUGCGUCCAGCCUGCCGACUUCGAAGACUGCGGCGGCGAUUACAUCCCAGGCGCCUGUGCUGGUGAGGAAUCUUUUGUCUGCUAUGGAGGGCAAGACGGCGGCUUCUACGUAUGAUGGGUAUACUUCGUGUCCGUUGACGACGGAGUAUGGGAAGGUUCUUCUUGCGGAGUUCAAGUAUGGCGGCGUGCCGAAAGAGACGUUCAAGUGGCUGGGACUGGACCAGGCGACGCCGCGAAGGGCAUUCUAUCAUCUCAAGAAGGAUUUUUUCCCUUGGGUUUACUUCAGGUCCAUGGUCAAGGGGACCUGGGGUGGUCCAAGUGGCUGGUUGAACUAG